Molecule: messenger RNA, 5901 nt
Organism: Oncorhynchus tshawytscha (Chinook salmon)
Lineage: Eukaryota; Metazoa; Chordata; Actinopteri; Salmoniformes; Salmonidae
Product: FHF complex subunit HOOK interacting protein 1A
Exons: 14
Coding region: 492-3578 (1028 amino acids)
Source: RefSeq, a predicted model, not a curated record
CGACGCUCACCUAUGUAUACUACCUACAGUAAGCAGACUGACUGGUUGGCGACCUUGUUAGCUUAAGUAGCUUAUAUCUUUACUUUUCUAAUAGAAUGCGACAUUAAACCAGGGAAAUUGAACAACGUUCUGCUGGAGAAUUCGUGAUUUUCGAGAGGGUUAUGUACAUUUGUGUUGGAAAGACGCUCAUAGGAAAGUAAGGGUAAAAGGUUGAUUUUGCUCCGCAUCUUGAAGCUGUGCGGUGUUGUUACACGAAGGCGGCUAAGUUACUUGCACUUCUGAGACUCAGCCUACGGACUGGGUGUGUCUGGAUGUAAAGAGGGGACAUUCUGUGUCGUCGAUACAAGACGAGCAACCAUGGUGAAACAGAGAUCCCCAGUGUUCCCUCAUCCCCCUGUGCAAGUGGUCUCAGCCGGUCUCCAGUGAGGACUCUCCCCCUCUACCCCUUUCCGUCCUGUGUAAUGGUUUAACCCACAUGAGAUUUGGUCACCAUGAUGAUGGCCUCCAUGGUUGCCAACGGAAACAGGGAUGGCAGACAGGGGGAGGCCCUGGUCCUGAAAGGGGUGGACCCAGAGACCUGCAUGAUCGUGUUUAAGAACCACUGGGCACAGGUGGUAAAGAUCCUAGAGAAGCAUGAUCCUCUCCGCAGCAACACCAGCAGCAACAUGGCUGCCCUUGGUGUCAUCGGCCUCUCCAGCGGCGGCCCCAUGCGUUUCGGCGGGCCCAUCCCGGGGGAUGAGGCCAGCGCGGUGCAGAACUACGUGGAACAUAUUCUGUUCCUGCUCAUGGAGGAGGACGCCGGCCAGGCGGGAGCCAUGGGACCCAUCCUGGAGUUUGUGGUGAUGGAGAACGUCAUGGAGAGGCUCUUCCUGUGGAGCCUGAGGCGACAGUUUACUGAUGAUAUGAAACUGGAGCAGCUCAAGAUGUACGAGAUGAUUGUGGGCCAGGCACGGCAGCCCUUACUGCACCACAAACCUGUGUUACGACCCUUAAUGAUGCUCCUGUCGUCGUGCUCGGGGACAGCUGGCCCGGAGGUGGAGGCUGAGCUGGUGUCAUUACUCAACCAACUGUGCUGUGUCCUGGCCAAGGACCAGUCUGUCCUGGAGCUCUUCUUCCAUACCAGCGAGGACCAGGGGGCAGCCAACUUCCUGAUCUUCUCCUUGCUGAUCCCCUUCAUCCACCGGGAGGGCCUGGUGGGCCAGCAGGCCCGGGACGCCCUGCUCCUCAUCAUGUCACUGUCUGCAGAGAACCAGCGCGUGGCCCAGCACAUCGCAGAGAACACCUACUUUUGUCCGGUGCUGGCCACAGGGCUGAGCGGUCUCUACUCGUCUCUGCCCACCAAGCUGGAGGUGCCCGGUGAGGAGUGGCACUGCCUCCACAGAGAGGACUGGCUACAGAUGCCCACCCUGGUCCAGUUCCUCAACUCACUGGAGUUCUGCAAUGCAGUCAUUCAGGUGGCUCACCCCAACAUCAGGGACCAGCUGGUCAGCUACAUCUACAAUGGCUUUCUGGUGCCUGUGUUGGCACCGGCCCUCCACAAGCCGACCCUGGAGGAGGUGAUGACUACCACGGCCUAUCUGGACCUGUUCGUGCGGUCGGUGUCAGAGCCGGUCCUGCUGCAGACCUUCCUCUCCUUCAUCCUCCUCCACGUCCACAUCCUGGACACGCUGGUCCACAUCCUGGACACGCUCAGCCGCAUCAACACACCCUUCCAGCUGGGUACUGUGUCUCUGGCGCUGUUCCAGACUCUCAUUGGACUGUACUGUGAGGAUGUGAUGCUGCAGCUCAUCUUGAGGUACCUGAUCCCCUGUAAUCACAUGAUGCUGAGCCAGAGACGUGUGGUGAAGGAGAGAGACUUCUACUCUGUGUCGGCCGCUAAGAUCCUGGCGCUCACACCCUCCUGCUGCUCCCCCGAACACAGCCCCCCACCUCUCAGACAGCUGGACUCCAUCCUCUGGUCAAAGGGUACAGACAACAGUCCUAACACUGGCACCAUGGAGACCGAGGAGACCUUUUUGGAGGAGGAUGGCUCGUGCUACUCCUGCGUCAUCGGCUCUGAAAUCUACCUGGACGUCAACUACCUGCACUACCUUUACAACGCCCGCCUGGGCAUCAGCAGCUGCACCCGGGCCUGCCAGGUGUGGUCAGCCCCCUACGAUGGAGAGGACCCCCCUCCAGAGGAGUACCAACCCAGUGCCCUGGAGGAGGCUGGGGCCAGGGGACGCCAAGCCCAGACGGUCAACCCCAAGAGGUCACAUCCACAUCCACGGCCUCGUCCCCCCUGCCCGCCCCAGACCACAGACCCAGCCCCUACUAAUCAACUAGAGCUGGAGUGGGACGAUAGUUAUGAUGCCGGUCCGGUGGUGUCCCUCGAGGCUGCUACUGCUGAGAGUAGUAGACCUCCACAGCUGCCUGCAGCCGAGCCGCCCAAACACAUCCAGGAGAUGAGGAGGACUGCCAUCAUGCUGGUUAAGGGUUCCUACAUCGAGGAGUCCGACUUCCAGGAUGAUGUCAUGGUCUACGACCUUGUGGCAAAGAAGGACGCCCGCGAUACUGUGGAUCGCCGCAGACCCAGCCGGGAGACACUACCGGAAUCGGAGGAAUCUGAAAUAGACUCAGAAUUUAACCUUGAGGAGGACCAUUUUAAAGAAUCCAGUCUACAGGAGAAGGAUGAGGUCCCCCUCAGCAAUGGCCUGAGUCUUCCACUCCAUCCCACCAACAUGGAGGUCAACAGCUCGGAGGUCACAAAGGGGUCAAAGGAGGUCAAGGCUCAUGUUGCGGACCACAACUCCAACCUCCAGAGCCCCUCGGCUGAGGUGGGGGACGACCUCAUGGGUCAGUACGAGGAGCUGAUUCGUACGUUGGGCAGCGACGAGGCCGGGACUGGGGGGAGCAGCCCUGUGAAAACGGUGGACAAAGAGUUCCGGAAUCCUGUUGUCACCCCCAUGGAGGAGGACGAGGUGGACUUCAGCUCCUUCUCUAUGGAUACGCCAGAGCUGGAGAAGCCGCACUCAUCCCUGUUUGGGACCAAGCUCCGCAGUGGGAGCACUAGGAGCCAUUCGGUGCCUUUUACAGGGCCAUUUGUCAGUGUGCUGUUGUCACGUCUGGAGAACAUGCUGGAUAACUCUCUCCAUGUCAACCUCCUGCUGACUGGUAUACUGGCCCAGCUGGCUGCCUACCCCCAGCCGCUGCUGCAAUCCUUCCUCCUCAACACCAACAUGGUGUUCCAGCCCAGCGUGCGCUCACUCUAUCAGGUACUAGCAUCCCUUAAGAACCAGAUAGAGCAGCAGGCCUCGACCAAGAAGGACUUCCCAAAGCUGAUCACCUCCGCCCAGCACUGCCUCCUGGCCAGGGAGAGUUCACUCAAGGGUCAAGAUACAAACAGCGGAGACAGCCGAGAAUGUUCCCCCCUGGAGGCAGGAAGGAUGAUGAAGAGCUCUCCUCCUCCCCAGCCCAAGACCAUUUCCCUGGCCAGGACCGAGGUCUUCGCUACCGUCCUCUUCACAGAGUUCCUCAAAGAACUGGCGGCCAUUGCGCAGGAGCACUCAAUACUAUCGCACGUCCCUAUGGAGGAGUAACGAUAUAAUAACAUUGCAAUAAUGUUAUAAUAACAUUUUAUUAUAAUGUUUUAAUUAUGUUAUGGUAACAUUGUCUCACAGGGAAGGAGUGAGUGUCUGUCCCUGACCUGUUGUGUCCACUCGGGUCACUUUUAAACGUUUUUCAUGUUUUCCAACACUACUUGAUGAAGAACACUAUACCUCUUGGAUUGAUUCACUCAUCUUGUAUCUCUCUCCCUGAGGUAGUUUUUAAAUUGGGUUAUAUAUAUGAGGCUAAUAUAUUUUUCCAAACCAAUAUAUAAAAACGUUGGGCUCUGAUGUACAGUAACACAUAACUUACAGGAAUCUCUCACCCAUUUGAUGCAUUUGCCAUUGAUACCCUCAAACUCAUGUGUAUAUGGUUCUGCCCUCAGAGAGUUGUAUGCAUAGGCCUAUGUCACAUCCAAGGAGCAGGUCAUGUGAUUUAUAAUGACUGGAAAGUACUGACCUACUUCAAGCCUUUGGUGGAACCCCUGCACCAACCAAUAAGAAUGCUGAAAUGGAAACGUGGGGCUAAUCGACCAAAGACUGAAUAGAAUGGAACAGGCUGAAUGGAACAAUGGGAAGUUAAUGAUACACAAAGGACACAAUCUAUCCCUUUAGGCUUUUAGACUUACAAUAUUGCAUUCAUAAAUGUCAGUGUACUGCCCUGGUAGCAACAGCCUCUCCAGUGACCAGCUCUAGUUGUCUUGUAGUGAUGGCCACCAUACAAUGGGGACUUAUACGUGGCCUUACCGAAAUCUCUGGUGGUGCCAUGUUGUCACCCUGGGGUUGCAUGCUGUACUGGAAAUAAUCAGGAGCCUAUUUUGUCAGGAUCUCUCCCUGCAGAGUAUUCAUCACUAAUCAAAUGUUAUUUGUCACCUGCUUUGUAAACAACAGGUGUAGACUAGCAGUGAAGUGCUUACUUACGGGCCCUUCCCAACAAUGCAGAGAGAAAGAAAAUAGAGAAAUGGUGGAAAAGUAAUAAAUCCACAAUGAGUAACACUAACUUGGCUGUUAACAUGGGGUACCAGUAACAAGUACCCUAGCAGCACCACUAAACUACUGGUUAGCGUGUUGGUGUUAGAAGUGGGAUGCUAGUGGGAGCCCCAUUCAUCUCAUACUUGCUUUAUGGGGCGGCAGGGUAGCCUAGUGGUUAGAGAGUUGGACUAGUAACUGGAAGGUUGCAAGUUCAAACCCCCGAGCUGACAAGGUACAAAUCUGUCGUUCUGCCCCUGAACAGGCAGUUAACCCACUGUUCCUAGGCCGUCAUUGAAAAUAAGAAUUUGUUCUUAACUGACUUGCCUAGUUAAAUAAAGGUAAAAUAAAAAAUAUAAAUAAAUAUGAGUUGGUGGAGACCAUGGCAUUCUCUAAUGCUAUGUAUCCGGUGAUCGUUGUUAUUCAAAACUCUUGACUGAAGGAGAGGCCUAGUAAGUUAGACUAUCAGGCUCACUGUACAAAACAAGUUUGUGUCGCUAAAUACCUUAAAUCAAAGACUUUCUUUGUUCAAUAGACAUAUUUCAGUUAUGUUAGGUUUUCAAUGCACAUUAGAUAUUCAAUCUAGAAGUUGUUUUUUAAUUUAGGGGUGUACUUCAGGACACUGGGUUCUUCUGACGUCAAUUCUCAAUGCUGCGUCUAACUCCAUUUUCCCAUGGUGCACCAGGUCCUGUCCACUGAAUGCACGUUAUUUAUAAUGAUAUCUCUCUAAAAGGAGCUUUCCAUAUCAGGGUGAUGCACUCAAUGUUCACAUCCAAAACAGCACCUUAUUUCCUAUGUAGUGCACUACUUUUGAGUGGUGCACUAUAUGGGGUAAUGGGUGCCGUUUGGGAAGCCCUCAAUGUCUUAGCCUUAUUUUAGUACUUUAUGUAUAUAAUUGGGAAAAAUAAUCAAAGAAGCAGCACACUAUGCAAAUCAUUAUUGAUAUUUGAGGUAUAAGAGUACUUUAUUACGUUUUGUUUCCUGAUGGGGUUGGUAUUUAAUACAGAAUGUACUUAAUGUCACAAUAAUGGAACUGUUUUGUAGAGAGGUUCUAUUGCCAUAUUUUUUCACAGAAGUUGUAACUUGAGUUGUUCUGUUUUCUCGUUGCUGUAUAGGGAAUGCAUGUUUCUUGUAUGUUUUUAUGAGUCAAGUUGGGAAAAUUGGAAUACAUCACUUUUGGUUUGUUCAUUGAUGAUUUGGCACAUUCAUUUUAGCAUUGAGUGUUGGCCAACUCUCACAGGAAGACGAGGGUAGCCUGAAAUCCAAGCUGAUAUGCUCCAUUUGAAGUUUGAAUUCCAGACUAAGACAUGGUCUACCAUUAGCAACAAAUAAAUAGCCUUGAUUUUAA